AUGGUCCCCGCUAUUGGUGGAGAUCAUAAGCACAAGAUCUUCGAGACAGUUGACGACGAGACACUGCUGAUCUCAAAACUACCCAAAGAAGACGCCAUUCUCACAACGGCACCAAAUGUUCCUCCUUCUAUCACAAGAGAUCAUCCUGCUCUUGUCAGGGUUCCCUUGGUGACUACGAAUAAGCUGGCACAGCUGACCAGCCAGUACAAAUACGAGCAGUGGACGUUCAACGGCACUGUCCCUGGCCCUUUCAUUCGAGCCAAAGUUGGAGAUGUUGUGGAGCUGAGUCUCACGAAUAAAGACCCCGCAGGCAACCCUCACAAUAUCGACUGCCACGCAUUCACUGGCCCUGGUGGUGGUGCCGCAGUUACUACCGCUGAAGAGGGCGAAACCAAGAUCGGUCGCUUCAAGCUCCUUUACCCCGGCCUCUACGUCUACCAUUGUGCCGCUGCCCCUGUUCCCGUUCACAUUGCCAACGGCAUGUACGGCCUUAUGUACGUACAGCCAGAAGGCAAUGACCUUCCACCCGUGGAUAAGGAGUAUUAUAUUAUGCAGAGCGAGUUCUAUCAUGAACCACCAGAGGUUGAUGAUGACGGUCGACGAUCUGAAAUUGUCGAGUUCUCAUAA
Messenger RNA from Fusarium tjaetaba, 627 nucleotides. RefSeq names its product copper-containing protein. The record is from RefSeq and is a predicted model, not a curated record. Gene Ontology annotation, molecular function: nitrite reductase (NO-forming) activity; copper ion binding. Lineage: Eukaryota; Fungi; Ascomycota; Sordariomycetes; Hypocreales; Nectriaceae. The transcript has a single exon. The coding region runs from base 1 to 627 and encodes 208 amino acids.